AGAAGAUUAUUUUUUUUUAUAACGUGAAUAAAUCGAAGAAUAAAGAUGAAGUUCAUUGCAUCUUUGUUCGGGACGAGGUCCCCGAAGGCGAUGGGGAGGCAGUACAUGAAAGUUGGCAGAAACGCUCUUUUUGGUGUGACAAAUGAUAACAGUGACAAUAUUUAUACGGAAAAGGUGCCAAGGCCGCUGUCCUUGCUAAUCUCCAGGAAAGGAAAGCUUAGACAUGGCAGGAUAGCAGCAAUCUGUCUAGGUCUUCUUGCACUUGUGAUCGGUAUAGUGCUCAGUAGCAUACCGUGGGUCGAUUACAUCAUCUUGAAACAACUACGACUCUGGAAUGGCUCGAUCUCGUUUCAAUAUUGGCAGAAGCCGGGCGUAAUUCGAUUGACCAAAGUCUAUAUAUUUAACGUAACCAACACAGAAGGUUUCCUGCAGUAUAACGAGAAGCCGAAACUCCAGGAAAUAGGCCCGUUCGUUUAUCGAGAGGAUAUGGAAAAAGUUAACAUUGUGUUUCAUAAUAAUGGAACCGUUAGUUAUCAACAUAAGAAAAUUUUAAAUUUUGUGCCUGAAUUGUCUAAAGAUGGAGAUAUUAAAGUGAUAGUGCCGAAUAUACCUUUGCUGACACUUUCAACACAAAGCAAGAGUCUCCCUCGUUUAAUUACAAUGGGAUUGUCAAUUUUCUUGAGUGGAUUAGAUAUGAAACCCUUUAUUCCUAUAACUGCGCAGGAAUUAGUCUUUGGGUACGACGAUCCGUUAGUUAGUCUAGGUCACAAAUUUCUUCCUAAAACAAGACGGCCCAUGAGUAGAAUGGGACUUCUUCUUGGAAGAAACGGUACAUUAAGCGAGAUAUCUACGAUAUUCACUGGACACACAGACAUGAAAGAGUUCGGUUUGAUAAAUCGAUUGAACGGGCUCGAUCAUUUGCCAUACUGGCCAAACGCACCGUGCAAUUCCAUUACGGCUUCGGAAGGAUCUUUCUUUCCGCCGCGAGACGAGACUGGCGCGGAUAUCGUUCACAUUUGGGACAAGGAUCUUUGCAGGACACUUCCGUUGCAAUAUCGAGGUCCAAUAGAAAAGGCUGGUAUCAAGGCGGAUUUAUAUACUCCUUCGGAUAUAAUUUUUACUCGAAAUGAAACAGCUAAAGAAGAUAACUGCUUCUGUUCGGAUGGCAUUGACACUUGCCCUCCGCAAGGCUUGCAGGAUAUUAGUCCAUGCCAAUAUAGUGCACCAGUAUAUCUCUCGUUCCCACAUUUUUAUAAGGCGGAUCCUAAAUUGUUAGAUGCUAUUGAUGGACUCAAGCCAGUCGAAAACUUGCACGAAACAUAUUUCAAAAUCCAACCAAAACUAGGAGUACCGAUUGAAGCAAAGGUUCGCGUUCAGUUGAAUCUGAAGAUAGAACGACAGUCCAAUAUCGGGGUGGUCGCGAAUUUCCCUGAUAUAAUAUUCCCAAUUAUGUGGCUCGAGGAAGGUAUAGAAGAGCUUACUCCGUCCAUUAGGAGAUAUAUUUAUCUGGCGACCACGUUUGCCGACAUCGCUGUGCCCUGCUUGUCGUGUGGCAUGGUUCUAAUCGGACUGAUAGUCAUUAUUACGGUAUUCGUAAAGGCGUAUAAUAGCCCGGUAUUGGCGCACGAGGCGAUCGAGCUUGGUAAGAGGACCAUUAGAAGAGGAUCGUCUUUCCUAACAACUAGCCAGCAUCGAUUGUUGGUCGGUCGGGACUCUUAUAUCUUACUAAGCAAUAACGAUAUCGACGAGAAACAGAGUAUGGAAGUAUGAUGGACAUUGCUGUGUACGUGAAUUCUAGUAGAAGCGCUGAUGCUAAGCGUGUUUACAAAAUGAACGGUAAUUAAUGACGUCUAGUCUUGAUUUCUUGUAAAGUAAAUCAAUAUUGAUACUAAUAAGACGUUCGUUAAUACUAGAGAAUAAAACAAAUAUUCAAUAAUUUGAGAAACAGAACAAAUUUAUUUCUUAUUGAGCUUUUGAGGAUUAGAACUUGAUGAUUAUCAAAAGAAUUUAGGCUUGUGAAUAAACAGAAUUUAGAAAUCUCAGGUACUAAGGCGAUUAAGAUUUGAGAUAUUUAGAAUUUAAAACACAAGUAUGUAAAACACAAGGUACUCAAGAUCCAGGAAAUUUAAACUCUAAAUAAUUUAGAAUAUGAUUAACCAGGAUUUUAGUAUUUAGCGGGAAAUAGGAUUUGCGCGAAGGAUCAUAGACUUGUAUGAAGAAAGAACUCUUUAUCAAGACUUUAUUCAUUAAUCAAUUCUUAUACAAUUUUUUUUAUGCAACUUACUGAAAGAUUAUGAACCUUUUAUUUACAUAUAUAAUUUAGGGUUUAUUUUCGGUUUUAUAAUAUCAUUAAA
This is a messenger RNA of Mycetomoellerius zeteki, 2354 nucleotides long. It is a transcript of the gene dsb, whose product is annotated as scavenger receptor class B member debris buster. Gene Ontology annotation, cellular component: membrane; cytoplasm. Gene Ontology annotation, molecular function: scavenger receptor activity. The transcript is spliced from 9 exons. Bases 46 to 1770 code for a protein of 574 amino acids. Lineage: Eukaryota; Metazoa; Arthropoda; Insecta; Hymenoptera; Formicidae. The record is from RefSeq and is a predicted model, not a curated record.